Poeciliopsis prolifica (blackstripe livebearer) is the source of this 4821-nucleotide messenger RNA. RefSeq names its product cadherin-1-like. Gene Ontology annotation, biological process: adherens junction organization; multicellular organism development; calcium-dependent cell-cell adhesion. The record is from RefSeq and is a predicted model, not a curated record. Gene Ontology annotation, cellular component: cytoplasm; adherens junction; catenin complex. Lineage: Eukaryota; Metazoa; Chordata; Actinopteri; Cyprinodontiformes; Poeciliidae. Gene Ontology annotation, molecular function: calcium ion binding; cadherin binding.
AGACAAGUUGUCCUUCAUGAGGGUCACCGGGACUUCUUCAUCCACUCCUGGGACUCACAGGGUCAGAAGUUGACUGUACCCGCCAUGGUGCUGUAUGUUGGACAUCAUCAUGGGAAUAACCAUCCAAAUAGUGAGCAGCACCACAACAUCCAGCUUCAUGAUCAGGUUGAGAUGGACUCUGCCACUAAACAGGAUGCUCCUCAGGUUCCCAUUCUGAAUUUCCCAAGACCUAAUCCAGGACUGAAGAGGAGGAAGAGAGACUGGGUUAUCCCUCCUCUUAGUGCUACUGAGAAUAGCAGAGGACCUUAUCCCCUGUGGCUUGCUCAGAUUCGCUCUGAUGAAGAUAAAGUGAAGAAGAUCAUUUACAGAAUCACUGGUCCUGGAGCUGAUCAGCCUCCUGUUAAUCUUUUCACCAUGGAUAGAGACAAUGGUAAUCUGUAUGUCACACAGGAACUGGACAGAGAGAAACAGGACAAGUACACGCUUAAAGCCCAUGCUGAGUCAGUUGGAGGUGGUGCAAAUGCAGAGGACCCUAUGGAAAUUAUAAUCAAUGUAAUUGACCAGAAUGACAACAAACCUGUUUUCAAUCAAUCUACCUAUAAUGGAGAAGUUCCAGAGGCCUCGAAAAAAGGUUUUGAGGUGAUUAAGGUUUUGGCCACAGAUGCUGAUCAGCCAAAUACUGACAACUCUGAUAUCAGGUACCGUAUAAUGAGUCAGACUCCAGAGGAGCCCAGUCCCAACAUGUUUAACAUCAACCCAAUAACUGGACUCAUCAUCCUCAACCAAGCUGGACUGGACCGAGAGAAAAAUUCUCUGUACACACUGGAUGUUCAGGUAGCUGACUUGAAAGGAGAAGGUUUGACUGGAUUUACCAAAGUGUUUAUCAAAGUGAUGGACAGCAACGAUCACGCUCCAGUCUUUACGGAGGCCUCUUACACGGCCACAGUUGAAGAGAAUAAAGUAGACGCUCUAGUUGUUAAGAUGUUGGUGACGGACGGUGAUGAGCCUCAAAGCCCAGCCUGGAAUGCAAAGUUCAAGAUCAUUGAUGGAAAUAAAGAAAAUCUGUUUACUGUGGAAACAGGAACAAACAAACAAGAAGGAAUCAUCACUACUGCUAAGGGUCUGGACUUUGAGAGAGUCAGUAAGCACACUCUGCUGGUCACCGUGGUGAAUGAGGAACCUUUCGCUGUUUCAUUGAUCACUUCCACUGCUACAGUGGUGGUGACUGUGGAGGAUGUCAAUGAACCUCCCAUCUUUGAUCCAAAAGAGAAACAGGUUUCUAAACCUGAGGAUCUUGCUGUGAACAGCACUGUGGUGCGGUACACAGCUUCUGAUCCAGACAUUGGACGCAAACAGAAAGUCACGUAUAAAAUGCUCAAAGACCCAGCUGGCUGGCUUCACGUUGAGAGGGACACUGGUGUGAUAAAAGUGAGAAAAGACAUGGACAGAGAAUCUCCAUUUGUCAAAGAGGAGAAAUACACAGUCCUGAUUGGUGCAUAUGAUGAUGAUCAGAUCCCAGCUACAGGAACUGGAACUCUGAUCAUUACACUUGAGGACGUCAACGACAACGGCCCCGUCAUUGAGGAUCGUUUAAUUAAUAUGUGUAACAAGAAGACAGUUCCUCAGCUGCUGACUGUAACAGAUGAAGAUGGACCAGGCUUUACUUUUCCAUACAGCGUUGUCUUACAGGACACUGCUAAGGCCAACUGGACCGCGAGGAUGAACGACAACAAAACUGCUAUUAUUUUGACUUUGACACGUGAGCUGGAGAGUGGAACUUACACGGUGGGCAUGGUGGUUUCAGACAACCAGCUCAAGAGUCUACUCAACACAAUCAAAGUUGAACUGUGUGACUGCAGUGGAGAAGAAGUGAGCUGCAAAGACAAAGUUAUUGCUGGCUCCAGCAUGCCGGUCAUCCUGGGAAUACUCGGUGGCGUCCUCCUGCUACUCAUGCUGGUCCUGCUGCUGCUACUGUUGGCAAAUAAAAACAAGCCAAAGAAGGAACAACCUUUGCUCCUAGACAACGACAUCAGAGAUGACAUCUUUUUCUAUGAUGAGGAGGGAGGCGGAGAGGAGGACCAGGACUACUUUGAUCUGGGUGUUCUCCACCGUGGUUUGGACAACCGUCCCCACGUGGUCAGGGAUGAAGUGGUUCCAGUUUUUCAGUCACGGCCUUUUGUGUACAAACCUCGGCCCGCUAACCCAGAAGAUAUUGGUGGCUUCAUUGAUGAUAACCUGAAGGCGGCAGAUAACGACCCGACUGCUCCCCCCUACGACUCCCUGCUGGUGUUUGAUUAUGAAGGAGGCGGUUCUGAAGCUGGAAGCAUUUCAUCUCUGAACUCGUCAAGCGAUGGAGACCAGGACUAUGACUGCCUCAGCGACUGGGGCCCUCGCUUCAAGAAACUGGCAGACAUGUAUGGAGGAGGAGAUGAUGAUGACAUGAUGCUGCUGUAUCCAGAGCAUCACUAUACGAACAACCGUCUGGAUGCUGAAUUUCAUCAAGAGGCUCAGAAACUCAACAAGCAGCUUCAUGAUCACCUGGAUUCUGAUAGAAAUCAGCAGGAUGCUCCUCAGGUUCCCAUUCUGAAUUUCCCAAGACCUAAUCCAGGACUGAAGAGGAGGAAGAGAGACUGGGUUACCCCUCCUCUUAGUGUUGCUGAGAAUAGCAGAGGACCUUAUCCCCUGUGGCUUGCUCAGAUUCGCUCUGAUGGCAAUAAAGUGAAGAAGAUCAUUUACAGAAUCACUGGUCCUGGAGCUGAUCAGCCUCCUGUUAAUCUUUUCACCAUGGAUAGAGACAAUGGUAAUCUGUAUGUCACACAGGAACUGGACAGAGAGAAAGAGGGCAAGUACACGCUUAAAGCCCAUGCUGAGGCAGUUGAAGGUGGUGCAAAUGUAGAGGACCCUAUGGAAAUUAUAAUCAUUGUAAUUGACCAGAAUGACAACAAACCUGUUUUCAAUCAAUCUACCUAUAAUGGAGAAGUUCCAGAGGCCUCGAAAAAAGGUUUUGAGGUGAUUAAGGUUUUGGCCACAGAUGCUGAUCAGCCAAAUACUGACAACUCUGAUAUCAGGUACCGUAUAAUGAGUCAGACUCCAGAGGAGCCCAGUCCCAACAUGUUUAACAUCAACCCAAUAACUGGACUCAUCAUCCUCAACCAAGCUGGACUGGACCGAGAGAAAAAUUCUCUGUACACACUGGAUGUUCAGGUAGCUGACUUGAAAGGAGAAGGUUUGACUGGAUUUACCAAAGUGUUUAUCAAAGUGAUGGACAGCAACGAUCACGCUCCAGUCUUUACGGAGGCCUCUUACACGGCCACAGUUGAAGAGAAUAAAGUAGACGCUCUAGUUGUUAAGAUGUUGGUGACGGACGCUGAUGAGCCUCAAAGCCCAGCCUGGAAUGCAAAGUUCAAGAUCAUUGAUGGAAAUAAAGAAAAUCUGUUUACUGUGGAAACAGGAACAAACAAACAAGAAGGAAUCAUCACUACUGCUAAGGGUCUGGACUUUGAGAGAGUCAGUAAGCACACUCUACUGGUCACCGUGGUGAAUGAGGAACCUUUCGCUGUUUCAUUGAUCACUUCCACUGCUACAGUGGUGGUGACUGUGGAGGAUGUCAAUGAUCCCAUCUGUCCAAAAGAGAAACAGGUUUCUAAACCUGAGGAUCUUGCUGUGAACAGCACUGUGGUGCGGUACACAGCUUCUGAUCCAGACAUUGGACGCAAACAGAAAGUCACGUAUAAAAUACUCUAUGACCCAGCUGGCUGGCUUGACGUUGCGAAGGAGACUGGUGUGAUAAAAGUGAGAAACCAAAUGGACAGAGAAUCUCCACUUGUCAAGGAGGACAAAUACACAGCCCUGAUUGGUGCAUAUGAUGAUGAUCAGAUCAAGCCGACAGCAACUGGAACUCUGGUUAUUCAUCUUGAGGAUGUCAAUGACAACCCACCAACCACUGAGGAACGCAAAUUCACAGUGUGUAGCAAGACACCAGUUCCUCAGCUGCUGACUGUGACAGACAGAGAUGGACCAUACUUUACUUCUCCAUUCAACGUCAGCCUAGUUGGCUCUGCGAAGGCUAACUGGACGGCCAGAAUGAUCAGCACCAGAACAGGAAUUAUCCUGACUUCAAACCGUGAGCUGGAGAUUGGAGUUUACACUGUAGCCAUGAGCAUUGCAGACAACCAGGGUCUGUCUCAGGUCAGCACAGUCACAGCCAGAGUGUGUGACUGUGCUGGAAAAGACGUGAGCUGUCGGGAGAAAGGUGUUGGUGGCUCCGACGCUCCAGUCAUCCUGGGAAUACUGAAGGCCAUCAUGGUGCUGCUGAUCAUGGUGGGGCUGCCAUCGUUCCUGUUUGUGAGACGAAGGAGAACAGAGGAGGAACCUGUUGAACUCAGAGAUCUCAGCAUGGCAGACAACAUGUGUGAGGAUGAGGAGAGGAACGACAGAGAGGACAUGCAGGGAGGCGAUUCCGACUCGCAAGACCCGGAAUACGAAUAUCUGACUGAAGGGGAACCACUUUCAGGAACUGCCUGACAAUAAUGGAGAACAGGAUGAAAACAAAUUGUACACGUUUGGUACAUUUGAAUACAAUUGCUCCGUGCGUUUUAAACGUGUCUGUAGUGACAUUUUGUGGUUGUUGGGAUAUUUUGUUUUAGUUUGAUUUCGAUCUUUGUAAUGACCUAUUGUUGAGAGGUCAAAGAUGUUUUUGAUUCCUCUGCCCUCACUAUUUGGGGACUUGGCUUUCUGCAAGCUUUUUAAAGCUUUUCUGAAAACUUUUAACCUUUGUUAUGUUUGUUUAUGUUUUGUUUUCUGCGUUGCUGGUGCCACUGA